Molecule: messenger RNA, 285 nt
Organism: Talaromyces marneffei
Lineage: Eukaryota; Fungi; Ascomycota; Eurotiomycetes; Eurotiales; Trichocomaceae
Exons: 3
Coding region: 1-285 (94 amino acids)
Biological process (GO): mRNA splicing, via spliceosome; spliceosomal snRNP assembly
Cellular component (GO): U4 snRNP; U2 snRNP; precatalytic spliceosome
Molecular function (GO): RNA binding
Source: RefSeq, a predicted model, not a curated record
AUGACCGGCCGCGGCAACGCUGGAGGGCGAAAGACGCUCCUUGCGCCGAUUCACUUUAUUUUCAAGCUCCUGCAACAACGCUCCACGGUGUCGAUUUGGCUAUAUGAGCAGCUCUCGUUCCGUAUAGAGGGGAAAAUUCGUGGAUUCGAUGAGUUUAUGAAUCUUGUGGUGGAUGAUGCUGUCGAGGUCCGCUUGGCGACAAAGAGUGAGGAGGAGAAGAGACGGAAUUUAGGUCAAAUCCUUCUCAAAGGCGAUAACGUAUCACUCAUUCAAGCCGUGCAAUGA